Messenger RNA from Setaria italica (foxtail millet), 2262 nucleotides. Its product is annotated as wall-associated receptor kinase 2. Bases 1 to 2220 code for a protein of 739 amino acids. NCBI's taxonomy places the organism in Eukaryota, Viridiplantae, Streptophyta, Magnoliopsida, Poales, Poaceae. The record is from RefSeq and is a predicted model, not a curated record. Gene Ontology annotation, cellular component: plasma membrane. Gene Ontology annotation, molecular function: ATP binding; polysaccharide binding; calcium ion binding. The transcript has 3 exons. Gene Ontology annotation, biological process: protein phosphorylation; cell surface receptor signaling pathway.
AUGACCACGCCCUCGCGACCCCAGCUGCUGCGCAUCCCAGUCCUCCUUGCAGCAGCAGGGGCUCUCUUGAUCCAGGCUGCUGCCAUUGCUGAACAACAUGAGCCGCUGCCGCCGAUCACACUUCCGGGCUGUCCGGACAAGUGCGGCGACAUCAGCAUCCCCUUCCCAUUCGGCAUGAAGCCGGGCUGCUUCCGAGAGGGCUUCGAGGUCACCUGCAACCACUCCUUCCAGCCCCCUCGCGCCUUCAUUGGUAAAGGCGAUGGAAGAUCAGCCAAGACGUCGACCGUCUACACCAACUUCUCAAUAUCCAAGACAGGUAAUUAUUCGAUCGAAUACCCGAGGAAUAAAUCUAAACUGGACCCACAUCUCUCGCCGGUGGAGCUCGUCGACAUAUCGUUCGCCAAGAGUGAAGCACGGGCAUAUGGUGCAGUGGCUUCCGCCUGCAACAAGAACUCCACUGCCGGCUUCUCGAUGAUGAUGUUCACCACCUUGUUGGCCAAAGGUAUGGGCGGUGCCGAGGGCCCGUUCCUUGUGUCAUUGGCGCGCAAUGUCCUCAUCGGCGUCGGCCUGCAAUUUGUGGCUACGGCGUACAGAUUCAACACCUCAUCCGGGACCGGAGAGGCCAGCUACCUCGUCUCCUGCAGCUCGUUCAUCAUGGAAAACCUGCAGCUUGCGUCCAACGGGUCAUGCUCUGGGCACGGCUGCUGCCAGGCCUCCCUGCCGGAAGGGCUCCCGCUCACUGGUGUCUCAGUUUACAUGGGCAUACCGAUGAAUAACACUAUGUGGAUGACCAACCCGUGUACCUUCGCCAUGGUGGUGGAGCAUUCAUGGUACAACUUCUCCACGACAGACCUGUACGGCAACACCACCGACAAAUUCCCAAGGGGCGUGCCCUAUGUGAUCGAUUUCGCCAUUAGGAAUGCUAUAUGCCCGGAGAAAGGCCAGCAGACACCUCUGGACUACGCGUGCCUCAGCGGCAACAGCUCUUGUGCCGACGUGACCAAUGGCUACAUCUGCAAGUGCCUGGAGCACUACGAGGGCAACCCUUACAUCCCUAAUGGAUGCCAAGAUAUCGACGAAUGCAAGCACCCUGAUUUGUAUCCUUGCUCGAGUGAUGGGAUAUGCAAGAACAGGCUUUUAGGGUAUGACUGUCCAUGCAAACCUGGAAUGAAAGGCGACGGGAAGAAUGGAACAUGCCAGCCCAUAUUCUCCCUGGUUGCAAAGGUGGUUGGAGGUGUAAUAGGAGGUUUAUUUUUCAUGGCAGCUUUCUUGUUCCUCAUUCUUCUUCACAAAGAGAAAAAGAAGAUGAGGGAGUUCUACCAAAAGAACGGCGGGCCUAUAUUGGAGAAAGCAAAGAUUAUAAAGCUUUUCAAAAAGGAAGAGCUUAAGGGAAUUUUAAAGAGUAAAAAUUUAAUUGGAAAAGGUUGCUUUGGUGAAGUUUACAAGGGCAUUCUUGAUAAUGAUUUGGUUGCAGUAAAGAAGCCGAUAAAUGGUACUGUGCUGGAGAAUGAACAAUUUGCAAAUGAAGUCAUCAUCCAAUCUCAAGUCAUCCACAAGAACAUUGUUAGGCUGAUAGGUUGUUGCCUCGAAGUUGAUAUCCCCAUGCUUGUUUAUGAGUUCCUCCCGAAUGGUAGCCUCGAAGAUAUUCUUCAUAGUAAUAAGGUAGUGCCUCUUAACAUUAACAUGCGUUUGAGUAUUGCUGCACAAUCAGCAGACGGUCUAUCAUAUAUGCACUCAAAAACCAAUAAUAAAAUCCUACAUGGUGAUAUUAAGCCAGCAAAUAUACUCUUGGAUGAUAACUUCAUGCCAAAGAUAUCAGAUUUUGGCACAUCGAGAUUGAUUGCAAGAGAUAAAGACCAUGCAGAUGAUGUCAUUGGUGAUAUGAGUUACAUGGAUCCAGUAUGCAUGCAAACAGGAGUUCUAACAGAAAAAAGUGAUGUCUACAGCUUCGGAGUUGUGAUCUUGGAACUUAUAAGUAGGAAAAAGGCCACAUAUUCUGACAAUAAUAGUUUGGUAAGGAAUUUUCUUGAAGCUCACAAAGAGAAGAGGGUAGCCGAGUUGUUUGACAAUGAAAUUACACUAACAAGCAAUGAUUUAAAGCUUCUUCAUAGUCUAGCCAGGAUCAUUGUGGAAUGUCUUAACCUCGAUGUGGAUCAAAGACCAUCAAUGAUAGAGGUAGCAGAGAGCCUUCUCCUACUGAACCGGUCUCAUAACCCAUAAGUUGUUUGCCAGUAAGUUGAAGCAGAGUUGCGCAUCAUUGCG